AUGAAUGAAGAAAAUUCAAGUAAUUUGAAAUUAUCUGUAAACAAAAUAUUGAACCAAAGGUUAGCCGUUGAUAACAAUGACCAGCGAGUAGUGGUCAGUGACCACAAUAUAAUUGAUAAAGUUAUUGUCGAAGAAGUCAGUGAUAAACGCAAUGAUAAUAAAGAUAUCAAUCAUUUUCCAGAAACUGAUAGUCAAGUAGUAGUUGACUGUCGAAAGCUUAGAUCAACUAAUAAAAAGACACCGAUUGUUGAUAUCAAUAGUAAUAAUAAUGAAGACGAAGAUAGCGAUGAAACUGUUAUUUUUGAUGAUUAUAUCGAUAACUUAAGUGACGAUAGUUCAGACAAUAUCGAUAAAGUCAACGAUCAACGAGUUGUUUGUAAUGAUGAAGACGUCGUUAACAGUGAUGGACAACAGUUCCGGUGUUCAACAAUGGGCUGUUGUAAAGCAUUUAAGAUGAGACGGCAGUUGACAACACACGUGAGGCUAAGUCACCUACAAGUAUAUCAAUGCGAUUACAAGGAAUGUCAGUACAAAACGGGCAAUAAAUAUGUAUUUGAAAAACACAAAUCAAGACACCGUUCCGGGGAUCAGUUAUUUAAAUGUAAUUUCGCCGACUGUUCCGUUACAAUGAACACUAGACAAGCGCUCAGAUAUCAUCAACUCAAUGAACAUCCGGAUCAAUACAAGCCAAUCAAUCGGGUGUCGAGCGCUGAUGGAAACUACAAGUGCACUAAAGAUAACUGUUCCAAAGUAUUUGCAACAAUGAAGUAUCUUAAGAAACAUAUUAGUGUCUGUCAUAGAGAGACAUAUAAAUGUCAAUACAAUGGCUGUCAUUACAAAACUGGUGAUAAACAAGUUUAUAAAACCCAUAAACUAAAGCAUUCAAAUAAAAAAUCAGUUAAUUGUGAUUAUAAUGACUGCAAUGCAGUGUUCAAUACUCAAUUGAAAUUGAAAUCACAUAAACUUCGCAAACAUGCCGAUCAAUAUCCAGACAUACCGUGGCUGAAGUGUCCGCACACUGGCUGUACGUUUAAAUCAAAAUCAAAUCUAGCUAUGAGUGAUCAUAACAAACGACAUACAAAACCAUAUAAAUGCGAUGAAUGCGGAAUAAGCUUUGGAAGUAGUAGUAACUUAAAAGCACAUUUGACAACACAUAACAGUGCUCUUAAAUACAAGUGUGAAUGGCCGGGCUGUGACCGACUCUAUGGUGUUAAGUAUCAGUUUGAUGAUCACAUGAAUACACACACCAAUGAAAAGACAUACCGAUGCGAUCGUAAUAACUGCAAUAAUAUUGUAUUCAAAACUGUUCGUACUAUGCGAUUGCAUAAUCUUAGCAAACAUCCCGAUGAAUAUCCAGACAUACAGUGGCGGAAGUGUUCGUACACUGGCUGUACGUUUAGAUCAAAAGCAUCAACUCUUAUGUUUGAUCAUAAGAAACGACACCUGAAGCCAUACAAAUGUAAUGAAUGCGAUAAACAGUUUUCAAGUGAUAAAUGUUUAAAACUACAUUUGGCUACACAUAACAGUGCACUUAAAAUCGCUUGUGAAUGGCCGGGCUGUGAGCGCCGGUUAACAACUAAAGGAAAAUUAAAUGAACACAUGAAUAGUCAUACGGCAGACAAGACAUACCGAUGCAAUUGGCCCGACUGUGAUAAGUCAUACAAUUUGAAAGCUGGACUUACGUCUCAUAUUAGAAGAACACAUAAUGGUAAGGCAGACUACCGGUGCCAUUGGCCCGGUUGUGAUUAUCAGACAACUAAUUCCAUACGAUAUCGAUAUCAUCUACAAAAACAUGACGGAUCGGUACCGGUAUAUGAAUGUCAAGCAAUUGAUUGCAACUUUAAGACCAAAAUGAAAGACGCCUUUGAUAUACAUAUGAAUACUAAACAUAAAUAA
Oppia nitens is the source of this 1896-nucleotide messenger RNA. RefSeq names its product zinc finger protein ZFP2-like. Lineage: Eukaryota; Metazoa; Arthropoda; Arachnida; Sarcoptiformes; Oppiidae. Gene Ontology annotation, biological process: regulation of transcription by RNA polymerase II. The coding region runs from base 1 to 1896 and encodes 631 amino acids. The transcript has a single exon. The record is from RefSeq and is a predicted model, not a curated record. Gene Ontology annotation, cellular component: nucleus.